This is a messenger RNA of Schistosoma margrebowiei, 240 nucleotides long. The record is from the annotation of a GenBank genome assembly. NCBI's taxonomy places the organism in Eukaryota, Metazoa, Platyhelminthes, Trematoda, Strigeidida, Schistosomatidae.
AUGAAACUUGUUUAUCUAAAGGUUGCUAACAAAAAACUGUUACUAUUGAUAUUUCUCAAUAUAACAUCGAAUGCUCCUCCUCCUCCUCCUCCUCCUCCUACUACUACUACUACUACUACUACUACUACUACUACUUCUACUACUGCUACUGCUACUACUACUACUACUACUACUACUACUACUACUACUACUACUACUGCUACUACUACUGUUAAUAACAAUAAUAAUUCUGACAAAUAG